AUGAGAAAGCCAACAAUAGAAGGCCAACUCUUUUACAUUGAAGAAUGGAUCAGUUGGCGGAUGAGCUUUUGGAAGAGUUGUGUUUGGAAGAUCCCUUGCAAGUUGCUCUCACCAAGGAUCCAUCUGAAGGGUAUUGCAUUCAGAACUGAGGAGUGUUCGAGGCUCCUUGACACCUUCAGACCGGUUCCAAACAUCUUUUGCAUUGAAGGGUUAGACGAGCCACUCUGUGAAGUUCUGGCAGUGAGCUCGACCGAGAACUCGAUCGAGUCAGGGCAUGAACAAACAAGCUCGAUCGAGCUGGACAGAUGCAAAGAACAAGCUCAAGGAGAUUGGUCUGAACUCAAGGCGCCUAAGGUCGACCUCAAACCUUUACCCAAGGGCCUCAGGUAUGCAUUUCUGGGUGAAAACUCGACUUACCCUGUCAUUGUGAACUCUGAGCUAAACCUGAACAAUUGGAGUGCAUUGCUUGUUGAGUUGAGAAAGUACAGAAGAAUAGGUUACACUCUAGAUGAUAUCAAGGGAAUCUCCUCCUGA
This is a messenger RNA of Microthlaspi erraticum, 534 nucleotides long. The record is from the annotation of a GenBank genome assembly. NCBI's taxonomy places the organism in Eukaryota, Viridiplantae, Streptophyta, Magnoliopsida, Brassicales, Brassicaceae.